UAUAAUCUCUUCUCAAGAAUGCUAAAACACCAAACCCCUACCACAAUUGUCCGAAUAACUUUUUGUCAUAUUUUUAAUGUAUAUGGAUGUGCCCCAAUUGAAUUUUACGCCACUGGAAGUGACAGAUAUUUGUUUUCUGACUGAAGAAAAAAUAAAAUAAACAAAUAUGUCGUUUCUGGUUUACUAGACUUGGAGUUCUCGGAGGAUGGAUAGAGAUUAAAAAGUAGGGGAAUUACUAAUAAAAGUUUGCAGUAUAAAAUGAGUUGUAACUUAUUUAAGUUGACGCAAUUAAAAGGUUAUACGGAGUGCAUUUCAAAUUUAGAGAACAAAUUUUAUUUUGUGAUAGGGAGUAAUAUGUAUUUGGAACGUGGAAAAGGUUGCGCUGGUAUAAAAGAUAAGAAUCGAGUGGACGGGUGGUGUUUGAGCCGGACGGAUGGCUUGGCUUUUAUUCCAAUUUUGUCCCAAAUUUGAUAGUCUUCCCUUGAUAUUAAGGAUUUUGUUUAUUUAUUCCUUAAAACAAAGAAAUUAAAAUAUGGCAUGCUUAGGUACAAGCAUCGCUGCUACUUGUACAACUAGCUUAAGUAUCACAUAUCGGAAGCCGAGUGGAUUAGGUGAAUCAGUAUCAAUUGGGAACUAUCCCCGCCGCCGCACCACCUCCACCAGCACCGCUACAAAACUCCUUCAAAAACUCACCAUAACCACCAGAAGAAAUCAUCACCGGGGAAUCAGAGCUGCCGCAGAAGCAGACACAAUGUCAGCAACCGAGGUUUCCCGAAUCAAAAUCAUUAAGAACCCGCCAGAGUCCAAGCUCACCGAGCUGGACGUCAGAUCUUGGCCCAAGUGGGGUUGCGCUCCCAGCAAAUUUCCCUGGACAUACUCAUCCAAGGAAACAUGUUACCUGCUGAAGGGAAAGGUGAAAGUAUAUCCGGAUGGGUCUGAUGAAGUUGCAGAAUUCGGAGCUGGUGAUUUAGUUGAAUUCCCAAAGGGUAUGAGCUGCACUUGGGAAGUAUCUGAGGCUGUGGACAAGCAUUACAAGUUCGAGUAAAUUUACUUUGGAGUGGUGUAUUGUUGUUUCAUUCCCCC
This is a messenger RNA of Oldenlandia corymbosa var. corymbosa, 1083 nucleotides long. The record is from the annotation of a GenBank genome assembly. NCBI's taxonomy places the organism in Eukaryota, Viridiplantae, Streptophyta, Magnoliopsida, Gentianales, Rubiaceae.